Molecule: messenger RNA, 7547 nt
Organism: Tyto alba (common barn owl)
Lineage: Eukaryota; Metazoa; Chordata; Aves; Strigiformes; Tytonidae
Gene: SPATA6
Product: spermatogenesis associated 6
Exons: 13
Coding region: 109-1575 (488 amino acids)
Biological process (GO): spermatogenesis; motile cilium assembly
Molecular function (GO): myosin light chain binding
Source: RefSeq, a predicted model, not a curated record
GGAGGGGCAGCGCGCAGGGCCUGAUGGGCGCGGUGGUGGCCGGGAGCCGGCCGGAGCACGCAGGGCAAUGGCGGAAAGGAGGGGAAGCCACGCCGGAGUGGGGAGCUGAUGCCGCCGGGGCAGUGCGGAGCGGCAGCCCGCGGAAGGGCGGCCCGGCCCGGCCCGGCCCUGCCACCGCCCAGCCCGCUGCGCAUGCGCCGGAUAACUUGCCCUGGAGUGCUGCUGAAAGACAAAGAGGAACUUUAUCUCAGUGUCUCUGUACUUGGGCAGUACAAAAAAACUAAAUGUGUCCCUGCAACGUUUCCGCUCUUCUUUCAAGAAAAACUAGUAUUUGAAAAGGCAUUUGCUGAUAUAGUUGAUCCUGGAGACCUUGUGGAGUUACUGGAACUUGACACAGCAGUACUUGAACUAAUACAGCUCGUUCCUCCAGCAGGAAAAAUUCUAGCUACGUAUGAAGAAAAUACAAGAGAUUUCCUGUUCCCUGACCCUAAGCUUACCUGUGGGCACCAUGGUUUAGAGCGUGAGAUUUUAAUGAAGAGGUCCUCUUCUUUUACCGGAAUUGCACCAAAAUUGAGAUUUUCUACAAGCUCCCUUAUUACAGAAAGUCUGUUAAGCUCAGGAAGGAGUCACAUACAGGGUGAUUUGAAUUGGGUGCAUCACUCAGCCUCAAAUGGAAAAGUGCAAACAGAGUUACCAAAGAAAAAUAUUCUUUCACCUGAGAAAAGCAGGCACAGUUUAGCAGGAAAGAACUACGAGCAGCCUACAAUAGCUUCUAAAUCACGUUCUCCAUCUCCAUACACAAAGAGACGAAUGUGUGAGCUGUCAAAAGAAGCCAGGCAACGACUGGCCCAUUUAAACCUUGGUCCUUACGAAUUCAGAAGAGGAACUGAUAAACCUCCAUUUGUAGUUAGACGGGUUGAACUACCAAGUCCUGUUAUUAAACUUCAUAUGUGGUGUCCCAUGCGAGAAAGCACAGCGGAAGCCUGGACAAAGGUAGACCAUGAUCCUUCUCUUCUUGGCAGCUACAGACCCAAGAAAGCUGAAGCAAAAUCUACUCAUGGAAAAUACUUUCACAGUUCUGAUGUUUGCAAUGAGGAUGUGAUCUCAGAUCCACCCAACAGACCGUCCCAUUCUGCUGGUUCAUCAGAGCAUUCAGCACCUCCAGCAUUUCAGAAGCAUUCUCUCAGUUCCGUGUUAAAUCGAUCUUCUCUAAAGGAAAGAUUUAGCUCUGGUUGGCCUUCACCAGCAAAUGGAGAUGAGAUCCAUAAAAGAGUGAAAAAUAUUUUAAGGACACACAGUGCCAGACAGCGCCUAAUUUUUGAUGAGAGUAACUCAUCAAAAGGAGACUUGACUAAGACAAGAGAAUCUUCACAUAAAGCACCCUUAUUCAUGAGUGAACUGCAGAGCAGUUCACCAGUGCAGCAGAAAACUACUCUUUACUUGGAUAAUGGUGAAUACUGGUCUGGUCGUGCAGCUGUAUACAAGGGGAAGCCUCGCAGAGCGAUCUUUGAAGAGAGUCUCGAGAAAAUAUAUAGAAACAUGUACCAAAAAGCUUCUGGCACUGUUUCAAACUGAAAAACACACUCCUGAUAGCAAUUCACCUGGAAAUGCACAGUAUGCAGUGUUCAUAUUUGUAACGAAACCUGUUUUUAUGUAACAAACAUUUAUGCUCUACUUUUAAGGUAUAAUUAUGGUUGGGCAGGGUUUUGGAGAAAUGGGGGGGUUUGUCCAGGGUUGCCAAAAGGAAACUAUUAACACCCCCCUGCUCCCCUUCCCUGUGCCCUGACCCUUCUCUCCUCCCCUCCUCCCAAAAAUAAAUAAAAAAAAAAAAACCAACAGCAACUAAGCCCCUCCACAGUUAAGCAAGAUGUUGUUGCUCCUUUGAGACUAUGAAAAGAUAAUAAUUUGAAGACUAAAAGGUUUGCUGGACAUUUCCUGUCUGACAUCAACUCAGGUUUCAGCUGCAGACAAUUCUUACUAAAUAAUUAAAGCUAUUUAGUAAUGUAAACAGAACUGGUUGAAGAAACAAUAUGUCCUAGUGUUCAGAGAGGGGUUCUAAAGAGGAAGGUGGAUGUGGCUGUUGAUUUAAAAGCAUCCUGUCUGGGACAAAAGGAAUUUUUUUCUAGAAAAUUGCCUUUGGAUUGUUUAUUUUUGAGAAGGGCAGUAACCCUGGUACUGACCUACAGACAUGCUUUCAAAGUAGUUGCAAGCAACUUUAGUCACAAAUUUUCUAAUACAGUCAAAUUUUAAAAAAAACCCACCCAGUCCAGCAGCCUUUGUAUCAGAAGAAAGGUCAUCUUCACACACUCUGUGCAUUUGGAAGUUUCCAGGUUCUCUCGAAUGCAGCCAUGAUAUUUGCCAAUAUAUUUGUAUUUUUUAAAAAAAUAUGAAUAAGGAAGGAGUGCAGAAGGGAAAAGACUGGAGCUAGUCAGCAAGCUCCUCAUAUACCCCGUACAGGCCUCCUGAAGUUCCUGCAUCACAAUCCCACCUAAUUUGGAGCCUGUCCUUCCCAGUCUGCUGGGAUCCUGUUGGCAGAAAUCGCAUCAUUUUUGCUAAAGGCCACCAAAUGUUCAUCAGCAGUUUGAUGCUUUCCCUGGGGAUGGAACCUUUUCAGCCUUGCACUGAACAGAUCCCACAUUAGCAGACUGGGGCAAAUUGCCCAUCUACUGAAAAGCAGAAUGUUUUAAAAGGGCAAGAGUGUCCAUCUCCUGCUUCCUUUCAGAAUGGGGGGAAAAAACAAAUGCCUGUUCUGGCUCCUUCCCUGACUGAGUGAACAGAUUCAGUUACACCAGUGCCAUUUUACCUGUUAUGAUUGGAUAAAGGAUAAAGCUAGCAGUACAGAUGGCAGAACAUAUGACUGUAACCUGCCAGCAUGCCUGUAUAAACAAAAAGUUGGUCUACUCUGCCUUCCACCCUUUAAUGCUGAGACAACAUAAUUGAUUUGAGAAAGCAGUUGGUGAGCAAUUAUGCUAGUGGGAAAGCACGUUGAAAGGCUGUGUGCUUCUGUUUCAGCAAAGGGGACUCUCAGAGGAAGUGUCUUGCAUAUAGACAUUUCUAUUCCUUGUGACUGUUAAACCAGUUGAAGUGGAUUAACACUGCUAACUUCCUGUCCCCGAUGCCAUUUAGCACAUUAGUGCUUUCAAAGGGCAUUAGUUGCACAGUCUUAGGCUAGGGAUAACUGUUGAGUCACUCUGUGAAGUAGUAGCACACUUUUUUCGCCGAAGUGAAAAGUAAAACUUACCAAAGCUGUGCUGCUGAAGGCAUGGUGGCCGUGGAGUGUUGUGCCCCAGGUACCUGGUGUUCAUUCCUUAGCCUGUUCCUGUGGCCCCAUAUUAGUCUAUGAAGGAAUAGUUUCUUUCUCCUUGCUGCUCGAGAAAGUAGAUAUAUUCAAAUGGAUCCUAAAUAGGCAGGGCACAUUCUGAGAGAUACUUUCCACACUUUUUGUUUAAAAUCAACCUGCUGGAAUCUGAAAGGUGCUUCAGUUUCCUAUAUGUGUUUGAGCCAUGAAGUUUAGUGUUCUUUUCAUGGUAUCCCACAGUUUUCAUUCAAUAUUCUCUGUGGUUUUGCUCCCUGGUGUCAUAGUUUAGUAAAAGUUACAGUCUUCUGAAGGUUGGCUGCUCCCCAUGGGCCUGAUCUGGUUCUGUGACACAGAAGUGCUGUUUGAUUUUUUUCCCUCCCUGGCAAUCCAGCGUUGCAGAUGUUAGUCUCUUUGUUUAGUGUGUGAGAAGGCCUGAACACUGAGACUUUGGUUUUUUUGUAUGGAUGAGUAAGGAUACAAGUUGCCAUGAACUCAAGACACAAGGAGAGGAUGAGAAGGGUUGGAGGCCACUGUGAAAAGACGGGAUAAUGUCUCUGAGGGGUCCAGAGGAAUGGCUGGGGUGUAUCUGUUUUAUUCCUCUAGCUAAAGAGAAGCAGCAUAUGACAACCUUCAGCUUUUCAUCAAAGACGAAAAUUUUUUCAUCAAAGGUGAAAACUGGAUGGGAGAAAAUAAAAAAAAAGUGUCAUAUGUUGAAUUGUGACCAGUAUGAAUAUUCUCACCGUAGCCUUCAUAUGCAGCAUAACAACAAAUGAAGCAGACAGGCUACGAGUGUCCUUGGCCUUGCUCCAGCUGCGAGGGGAGAUGGUGUGUAUAAUGUCUUUUUGAAUCAGCUGCUGCAGGAUAUGUGUUUCUCUCUUGGGUCCGAGUCAUUCUGCAGCUUAUGUGCUGUGAUACAGCGCAGGGUUCUCUUCCAAGCGCUGUGCUGGAAAUGCGGUUUGUUUAAUGGAAAACUUUUCUCUGAAAUGUGACUUAAGUCCCAAAUUACUCCAAUCUCUCCAUAAAAUCUGCAGACCACGUUGUUUUCAGAAGCAUUUGGCCCCUUCCCUGUUUGCUCAGCUAACCCUCCUAUUAAUACGCAUGCAGCUCAAAUGCACUGAGCACUGCUGCUCCUUUGCUACUGCAGUAUGUGAUAAGUAUAGGUUCAGGCAGUGAACCAACACAGUAAUAAACUGUAAUUGUUUAGUGCACCUUGCCUUCUAAUACAAUUUAAAUCCCUUCUAUCAAAUGCAAAUUUCUGGUUUCCUGAGUGGAGCUUUAAAUAGCAUUUUCUAUGCUCAUUUCUUAUCUUUUGCCAUCCACAAAGUGGUCUGUUAGUGACAGUAGGAUGGCAUAAUUCCACCCCCAUCAUUUUGCCUCCUAAAGGAAAGCUGCCUACUCAAAUCUAGAAAUAAUGGGCUAGAUUAAGAGUGAAUUAGUGUUUUUUCUGUAGAGUCUGUCUCUUUCUCUUGCCUCCCCAAGUUACUAUCACCCAUGCGUAUUCUCACCAAAUGCUGUUCAGCAUCCAGUGUAGCUUGCAGUAUGCAAUCAGUGCAGUAUUUUAAUCACUUUCUUUUUAAUAAAUCAGAAUCUGCUUUCUAGUUGCUCCCUUUCCCCUUUCUUACAAAUAACUCGGUAUGAUUUAGGAUCUUGGCGUGGCUUUGGUCAAACUACCUGCCAGUGUUCAGUAGAAAUGCGGAUUCUUUGCUGAGUAGGAGUUACUUUGGAAAUCACUCGGUCAUUGACUUGUUGUAGAUUGAAGGCAAAAAUGUCAAGUGCUUUAAUGAUUUGCCUUAUCUAAGUUUUCAACUAGAAUAAGGGAAGUUUAAAUUGGUCCACUGGGGCCAAGAGGCAGAGGGGUGGCUAGAGUAGUGGGAACAGGUAGGAGCAGCUUCGUAAGAUACAUGGGCAGCAGUGUUUAUACUCCAGAUCUGAGCAUCUUGGAAGAUGAUGAGGGCUUGUUCUUUAGAUUGUGCAUCACAUGUUUGAAUUCUGUUACAUAUUUAGAGGCUGCCAAAACAGUGAGGGGAGAAAGUAAUGUACCUAUAGGCAUUAGGAAUAUAUUUUUGGGGUAAAAUAACAGAACAUUUAGCUCUGCUCAGUAUUAAAUAGUUUUUCCAAACUCCCUCUCAUUGUUACCUCAGCUGUAAAAUGGGGAGUUUGUGCUCUGUUGAAGCUUAAUUAAAUGACUGUGAAGAGCUUUGGGAUGCUGAGGUGAAUGUUACAGAAAUUAUUUUGUGGAAGCCUGGCUGAAAAGUCCCAUCUCAUCUCCAGGUUACUAAAAAGGCUUUAUUUUAAUUUUCCCAGGUUUAUUAUGUUUUAAUCAGACAAUUAUUAAGCAAGUCUUAAUCUUAUCAAGAUAGAAAUCUAUUAAAUCUAAGAGAUGGCUGAAAAAGAUAAUGAAAUGCUUUACUAAAUGUGCUUUUAGGAGCUAAUCUUUACAGUUGGUAUCCUACUCAGCUUCUGUCUCCUGCAUGAUCUUGGUUCAUCAUACUGAUUGCUCUCGUGAUAUUUUAUUUUUUGUAAUACAAUUUUUUUUUUGUCAUCCUGAUGUCUUAGUGCUGUCUGCUGUGUGUACUAAUCAGCAGUAUUAACAUCUAUCACAUCAUUUGUUCUUAUCCUCUCCCCAGGAACAGGGGGUGCAAUGAUGUGUGCAACUUGACAUUGGAAGAGCUUGUGUGGUGUGCCACAGGUUUGUCAGAGAAAGUAAGUUGGAAGGAAUCUCUGCCUUUUCAGUCUGUGUGCAAGGAAUAGCUGAUUAUUAUAUAAUUCUGCUCUUCCUCAUUUUUAAGCUUGAAGGUGUUCUAUGGAACGCUGAACUAUGCAACAAAGUUCUUAGCCUUUUAGCAGUGGUCACUUAACUGUAAAAAUCUUGUACUGUGGAAUCUCUAGGUCAUAGAAAAACCUGCUACCAUGAUAUUAAUUCAGUGGUUAUAGAGUGAUCGUUAUCAGGAUGCUGAGAGUAACUCAAGAGAUUUGUUUAGCAGUCAAGGAAUUUGGGGAAACUUUCAAAUCAAGGAAACAUAGCUUCUUGGUUUCAGUGUUUUCAGUUGAAGCUAAGAGAGAACAGCACUGCUGUGGGUGAUCUUACUGAGCUGCCUCCCGGACAGAAAUGAUGUCUGGUUUAGGUGAUGGUCUCUGGUAGCAGCAGAGAACCAGUCUCUGCCCAGUUCCUUUCAGAUUCAACGAAUAAACCCAUGUUGUGGGAAGUGGUCAAGAACACCUAAUAUUCCUGUUUCUAUUACGCAGCGAACUAUUAAACACAAGCCCCAUUGGUUGCGUUGGUUUCUACCGCUUUCUCCAUGGAAUUCAAAACAUCAUCGACCAAAGCCCUUAAAAGAUGAGGCUGUAGCUCCUUUUGUUAUCAGUGUUGUCUUACCAAGGACAUGCAGUUUGUUUCCUGUUUGUCUUCGGUGAGAAAUUCUCUGAAGUGCAGUGAUAAUUCGUCUGGAUGGCAACAUAAAGGAACUGUAAUCUUUCUCUUCGCUUGAUCAAUGUGGAGAUUGUGCUUUUUAUUCAUGUGUCUUUCCAUUCAAUUCUGGGUGAUUGCUUCUGACCUAGCAGAGAACUCUCUGGAGUCUGAGAACUGGUGAUCUGAGCCGCCUUCUCACCUCGUCAGGGAAAGGAGGGGUCUGCUGCAGAAUGACAUCCCUCUGGCUUCGUAAGAAUUUACCGAUCCUGAGGAUAGAGCACAAAAAUUUUGUUCUGUGGUCAGGCAUUUGCGUAGCCCUGGAGGGCUGAUGCCAUUGCGUGAACAGAGCUUCACACAAUGUGGGGGUGGGAGGCUGAGAGCAGGGGUAGGCUCUGAGAGAGGUUUGAUGGGUGCCAUGCCAUGAAUUAUCAGUGUGUAAAAUAACCUGUGAAACUUAAUAAGUAACAAAAGCACCAUUUACACCACUGAAUGGUGGUGAAUGCUAAUGCUUCUGCUUGUAUUGUUACACUGACUUGAAUUUUUGAAUGUUUAGCUAAUUGUGUUGCUACUAAGACUGUAGUUGUAUGAACUGUUUCAUUCAGUACUCCAGUAGUAAACAUUUGCUAAGAGGUUGCUUUCCCUGCCCGCCUUGUUUUCACCACAGUCAUCUAGUGUUUACAUACAUUUUAGCCUCUAUGCCAUUUUUGAAGGCUUUAUUUGUCUCAUUUACGUUGCUGGUUUGGAUAAUACUUAAAUAUGAAAUCCAUCUGGGAAACAUAUUGUAUAUUCACGUUGAGGGGUAAAACCAGUUUUUAAUUAAAAUUUUAUACAGCACUUGUA